This is a messenger RNA of Colletotrichum spaethianum, 210 nucleotides long. RefSeq lists its product as uncharacterized. NCBI's taxonomy places the organism in Eukaryota, Fungi, Ascomycota, Sordariomycetes, Glomerellales, Glomerellaceae. The record is from RefSeq and is a predicted model, not a curated record. Bases 1 to 210 code for a protein of 69 amino acids. The transcript has a single exon.
AUGGGCCGAAGCGGCUACGACACGACGGGAUUGGGUGGGUUCGUCCGUGCCAACCCGCGGCCCGCCGGCGGUAACAAGGCCGGAGGGGGUCAGAAAGGUGGGGGUAGCUCGGCCGGGCCGGGGCAGAUGCAGCAGGCGCAGACGGGGGCGGGAUCGGCUUUGGCUUCGGGUAAGAACCGGGGCGUGAGUGCGGCGCCGCCGAAGAAGUGA